Molecule: messenger RNA, 1376 nt
Organism: Opisthorchis viverrini
Lineage: Eukaryota; Metazoa; Platyhelminthes; Trematoda; Opisthorchiida; Opisthorchiidae
Exons: 7
Coding region: 197-1108 (303 amino acids)
Source: RefSeq, a predicted model, not a curated record
GCAGAUAGUGUGAUUAAAAUCCGGACCACCAAAUACGUGUCAAGUCUAGAGAAAAAUAAUACUACGUUUCCCCCCACCAAUAAUCCAGAACCUUCUUCUUGAACAAGUCUCAGACUGUGAAACCCGUGCGCCCUUGGAUUACUGUACAUUUGUUCACUUUUCUGAAAACCGACAUUGCAUAGGCGUCACUUGUAAAAUGUGGUUCAACGACGAAGAACGUUCGACUCGGCUGGACAGGUCGGCAGGUUGUUUUACAAAUCAAGAAACAUCUACGUUCGGAAUUCCACCAAACCCGUCACCAACUUCGUUUGAUCCAUCAGUUCCACCAAUCUCAAUUACUAACAGGUUCCAACGUACGCAUACUAGACACUCAAUUUACUCAAGUCAACACAGCUCAGCUGAUUUCAGUACUCCAAAUUUAUCCCACAAAGAUCCACUUUUCCGCGAAGUGCUUCAGCUGCAGCGAGAAAUCCUCUAUCCUGGUGGCAUUAUCACCGAAGGAGUUCCAUCCGACUUUCGACGAUAUGUUGCCUUUGUCAAUGCAGGCCAUCGUGUUUGGGUUGCUGGCUGGAAUAACGCGUGCAAGGAACUUUAUCGGCUAUUUCAUAUAGGAGACCAGCUAGUCAGCAUCAAUAAUCUACUGGUGAAGGAUUCCAGACAUGCUUUUCACUUGUUCUGUCACAUUGAAUCGGAACGUGAGAACUGGUGCACGCUGCGUUUACGUCGAACUCCCCUAGCCAAAUCAUUUGCGGUGCGGCGAGUUGAGCCAGGACAAAGCGUUGGAGUGCGCCUAAACCAGGGAACAAACGAGGUUCGGUUGGUCGUUCCAGACGGGUUGGUUUCAAAAGUUGGUUUAUCUUCCGCUCCCGAACUCAGCCUAGCAACUUGCUCAUUGGAGAAAAAACAAAUGGACAAAUCCUCUCAAACAUGGACCAUAACGGAGCUCAACGGGCACGCAGUAAAUAUGUUUUUCACACAUGGAGAGACCGAAGUUUUGCUCAAUGCCUACGGAUCAGAAAUGUCUUUCGUCGUUCAACCUUCCGAUUUGAUUGCUUGCUUAAGGCAAGAGCUCAAACGUUUCAAAUCCUACAAACAGUACAUUCCGUGAACUUUACUAAUGAGUUACGGGUAAAAUCAAAUGGUUUCAAGGUUGAUAAUAGAGGAAACAAAUACAACGAGUGAGUUUUUUCAAAAGACCGUAACCACUGGCUUCCGGUCAGUGGGAAACAAGGUUUGAAAGUAUGUAAAUUGCACAAGUGCACAUACAUUUAAACGUUUGUGAGGUCCUUUAAUAAUACUGUUCAUAAUUUGCUGUUACUUCACGUCCAUUGUCGAUCACACCCUGAAGAUUUGUACUUUUACAGAAACAACUUAAA